This is a messenger RNA of Ostreobium quekettii, 2265 nucleotides long. The record is from the annotation of a GenBank genome assembly. NCBI's taxonomy places the organism in Eukaryota, Viridiplantae, Chlorophyta, Ulvophyceae, Bryopsidales, Ostreobiaceae.
AUGAAGAUGAAGAUCAGCCUCCACAUACCCAGCUACUUGACGGUGCUCACGUGGUUCUACUGCCUCCUGAUCGGGCUGGUGACCGGCGCCGUGGCCUUCGCGGUCAGCGUGGGGGUGUCGUCAUUCUUCAAGGGCGUCUGGGCGGCCAUCGUGCAGGACAUUUUUUCCGAAGAGCCGGGCGGCGUGGGGGGCCUGGCGUGGGCGUACGCCAAGUUCGCGGCGGCCAACCUGGCGCUGGUGCUGAGCGGGGCCGUACUGGUGCUGGCCAUCGCACCCGUGGCGGCGGGCAGCGGCAUCCCCAACAUGUACGCCUACCUCAAUGGGAUCGACAUCCCGGACUUCCUCAACAUGCGCACGGCGGUGGCCAAGGUGCCCGCAAGCGUGCUGGUGGUGUCGGGCGGCCUGGCCAUAGGCAAGGAGGGGCCGCUGCUGCACAUCGGGUCCAUCAUCGCCACGUGGUUCGGCAACACACCGCUGUUCACGCGGAUGAAGGAGGCCAAGGACAAGGAGCCCUUCGCGUACGAGCAGCACACACGCGACUUGGUGCUGUGCGGAGCUGCAGCGGGGCUGGCCGCGGGCUUCAAGGCGCCGAUCGGAGGCGUGCUAUUCGCGAUGGAGAUGGCGUCGCGCUGGCGGCCCGAACUGACCUGGCGCUGCCUGUUCACGACGGCCGCAACGGCCACCGUGAUCCGGGCCAGCACCGCGUCGCUGAACAGCCACUUCCUGUUAGACAAGGGCGGCGAGUGCAAGCACAAGAACUGCGACAUCCUGUCCUACGGCUCCCUGCUCUCCUUCAGCGUCAACUUCACGAACAAGACGCCCUUCAGGGAGACUGGGCUGAUGAUCAUACUGGGCAUCCUGGGGGGGCUGUUGGGAUCCCUGUACACGACCCUGAACACGAUGAUGAUCGGGUCCAAGAGGUGGGGAUACAGGAACAAGACGUGGGCCAGGCUGCUGGACAUCGGGGCUGUGUCGGUACUCACGUCUGUGCUGAGGAUAGUGCUGCCCUGGAUGGGGCAUUGCCUGCCCAAGAAGGCUUGCGAUGACUGUCCCAGCGUCGCCCCGGGCGCCGCUGAGCUGCAGUCAUUCGUGAACUAUGGCUGCGACGAGGACAGCUACAACGACCUGGCCGCCCUUAUGUUCAACCCGCAGGGCUUCGUGGCGAAGAUGCUCUUCCAGGAGGAGAUGCUCCGCUUCACGGGCACCAGUCUGUUCAUCUUCACGUUGUUCUAUUACUUGAUGGCAGUGCUGGCGUACGGCGGGCCCAUACCCGCGGGUUUGUUCACGCCUUCGCUCAUCACGGGUGGGGCUUUGGGGCAGCUGUUUGCAUGGUCUGUGAACAAGAUGUUCGGGAUGAACCUGGACUUGGGCCUGUAUGCGUUCCUUGGGGCGGCCUCUCUGCUGGGCGGCAUGUUCAGGUUUGCAGUUAGCUUCUGUGUUGUGCUGGUGGAGCUGUUUGAGUCUGACGCUCAGAUCCCAUUCCUAAUACUGGUGCUGGUCUUCGCCAAGGGGGUGGGGGAUCGAAUCAACCAGAGCAUCCUGAACCACUUGUGCAUCCUUCUUGGCCUGGAGUAUGUUGGCGGCCACCCAGACUCGACCAUCCGCAGAAAGGGCUUUAAGGCUAAGGACAUUGCUGCCAAGAACAUCCCCAAGCUCCAUCCCAUGGACUCGAUGGAGAACAUCAACAAAGCUUUGGAUGCGGAUGAGCAUGGUGUAUUCCCGAUCGUGAGACACACCUAUUUGCGUGGGUCCUCACACAGCAGCGCCCCUGUGGAGAACUUCAUUGGGAUGGUGAGCAGAGAAGACCUCGAACAACAUUUAGAAAAGUUGCAGGAGGAGCAGGAGGGGGAGGACAGUGACCCGGAGGCACCGACUUUUCUGCUCAGCGAGCGCCUGGAUGCUUCGGUGGACCUCACGAGCUUGAUCCAGCUCCCGCCGGUGGUUUUGCCACCCGAAAUGCCUCUGACGACUGUGUUCAGACUGAAGAAUGCCAGCGGCAUUGAGUAUCUGCCCGUUGUGGGGACACAUGGGCCGCUGCAGGGCCUCAUCUCACGCCACGAGUUGGUGGACGCCCAGAACAAGCACGUGGAUCCACAUAACUUGCAGCAGAGGCUGGACAUACUGACCAAGGAACCCUUCCUCGCUCGGGCAGCCGCCUUGUCGCAUAUCUACCAUGACGUGACGGUACCCCUAUUGGGUGACGCCCAUCUGAGGAGGAGCAUGAGUGGGAGGAGGAACCUGCGGCGUUGCUCCAGCGUGUUUUGA